Molecule: messenger RNA, 942 nt
Organism: Gloeophyllum trabeum ATCC 11539
Lineage: Eukaryota; Fungi; Basidiomycota; Agaricomycetes; Gloeophyllales; Gloeophyllaceae
Product: S-adenosyl-L-methionine-dependent methyltransferase
Exons: 8
Coding region: 1-942 (313 amino acids)
Molecular function (GO): methyltransferase activity
Source: RefSeq, a predicted model, not a curated record
AUGUCUGACGAAGAUACCUUUGUGGGCGAGGACGCCUCUCGAUAUUUCACGCAGCUGCACGGUCGUCGGCGCAACGUCCUUAAUGAGCGAUAUAUGCUCCCCGCGGACGAAGAUGAGAUUCGCCGGUACAGUUACCACCACCGCAUCCUGCAGUUUGUCUGCGCAGGCCGUAAUUAUGUUGGCCCGGUCAAGGAGGUUCUGACCUACCCCGGCGUCAAGCACAAGAGGAGGGUCCUCGAUGUCGGCACUGGGGGAGGAUUGUGGGCUAUCGAGAUGGCGGACGAGUUCCCUCGGGUGGAUGUUACUGGAGUUGAUCUCGCACCCAUACAGCCGAGGGAGGUGCCGCCAAAUUGCUCGUUCGAGCUGUGUGAUCUCGACGGGCCUGAGCUCCCGUAUUCGAACCAUGCCUAUGACAUAAUCCACGCAAGGUCAAUGCAUACGGGGAUUGGCAAUUACCAACAGUUCGUCAAUGAACUGACAAGGAUGCUGCGUCCAGGCGGCAUCCUCAUCCUGAUAGAACCCGACUCGCAACCCGUCGUGGACGGCAAACGCCCUCAAACGUCGUAUGCUUCCGGCGCUCCGGGGUGGUUCGCCCUUUGGGAAGCAUAUCGGAACUGCCUCACACGGAAGGGCGUCGAUGUAAACGUCCCAUCGCACCUCGGGGCCAUCAUCCGGCAGACGGGUGCCUACGAGAAGAUCCGUGUGCAAGAAGCCAGCAUCCCCAUCGGCUUCUGGCCCAAAGACGAGACGUUGCUCACUAUCGGGCAGCUAGCCUGGAUGGAGUACGACCAUCUCCUGCCGGCUAUGCGGCCGAUGCUGCUGGAGGCCGGGAUACCCGAGUGGAAAGUGAAGGUGCUCAUUGAAGAUGCUCACCGCGACAUGUACGAGCCCGUUAUGCCACCGUCCGUCCGCCUGCACGUCGUGCAUGCCAUUAAAAAGUAA